CUUGUGGCAAGAUACAUAGAUUCAAUUCAAUUACAACUAAAAUACCGUCGAGAAGAAGAUUGCAGCACCAAAAUUUCCAUACAUUUUUUACCGUCGGCUAGCAGCAGGGACUGGGACUGGUACUGGGACUUGACCUGAAGCAUUCUGAAACAUUCCGGGUAUUCCGUGCACUCCGCCGUAUUGUUUUUGUUCAUGUUCAGCUAAGUGCGAUAAAAAUGUUAGCCAACAGCAAGGCUCUGACGGGGCAUUUGCACUUGCAACACAGUAACUAACUAUAUUGAAACACAAACGGAAACAACGAAAGCGGAAACGGAAACCGCAACCUAGAAAACCCAUCCUAACCUAUACAUCAAAAUGCAAAGCUCGAAAUCGUUUUUAAUACGCGACCUGCUGGGAGACCUGAUCAAUCGGCGGCAAACGGCGGAUUCGGAAAUCGAGCUCUCCAACGAUGAUUCGGACAUUGAUAUUGAGGAUCGAUCCACUCCCGACUCGACGGCGCAUGGCUGCCAGCAAGACCUGUUGCUGUCGCACCAUCACCAUUUCCACCACAAUGACGACUCCAGCGUGGAGUCAUGCGGCACGGGCACACCGGGUCCUGGGUCCGGUGUCGGAUCGGGGCUGAGUGCCGCAGCGGCUGCGGCGGGCGUGGCAGCCGGUCUUUUGGCGGCGGCGGCGGUUAACGGUGCCAACAGCAGCGAUCCAACCGGAGGAGGAGGAGGCGGAGGCCCAGGCAGUGGCGGCGGCAGCUAUGCGGAGCACAAGCUGCAGAUGAGCAAGAGCGGACGCAAGCCGAGACGACGACGCACGGCCUUCACCCACGCCCAGCUGGCGUACCUGGAACGGAAGUUCCGGUGCCAGAAGUACCUUAGCGUGGCCGAUCGCAGCGACGUGGCCGAGACGCUCAAUCUGUCCGAGACGCAGGUGAAGACCUGGUACCAGAAUCGACGCACCAAAUGGAAGCGACAGAACCAGCUGCGUCUGGAGCAGCUGCGCCACCAGGCCACGCUCGAGAAGGACUUUGGUGUGCCGGAGGGCGGCGGUGGUGGUGGGGGCUUGGGCUGCUGCCCCACCGGCCUAAGCAGCUCGUUCAGUGCCGCCGCCGCGGCGGCCGCUGCGGCCAGCAAUCCGUGCAAUUUCUUGACCUCCGCUGCAGCGGCGGCAAUCUUCCGGAAUGUGAGCUAUGUGCACGGCUGCCCCAUGUAGAGAUGCACCGCCCGCCCGCCCCUUUCCUGACCCCCAGAUUCCCCGAUUUCCCGA
This is a messenger RNA of Drosophila persimilis, 1257 nucleotides long. RefSeq names its product NK1 transcription factor-related protein 2. The transcript has 3 exons. The record is from RefSeq and is a predicted model, not a curated record. Gene Ontology annotation, biological process: animal organ development; regulation of transcription by RNA polymerase II. Lineage: Eukaryota; Metazoa; Arthropoda; Insecta; Diptera; Drosophilidae. Gene Ontology annotation, cellular component: nucleus. The coding region runs from base 355 to 1203 and encodes 282 amino acids. Gene Ontology annotation, molecular function: RNA polymerase II cis-regulatory region sequence-specific DNA binding; DNA-binding transcription factor activity, RNA polymerase II-specific.